AUGGCAGAGGUGGAGGAGAUGGUGAAUUUCAGGAGGAGGUGUUGGUGGUGGUUGUGUGGUGUAGAUGGUGGUGGAGCGGCAUUUUUGGUUGUGCGGUGGUGGUACAUGUAUCCUUAUUUGGAGGAGGAGGUGGUCGAGGUGUGGUGUGGUGUGUUGGAGGUGGUAGUUGAUUUGACGAUGAGGAACAGCUGCAACAAGGGACUGAAACUUGGGGAGCUUCAGAUUGACAUCUGGGGGGCAACCUCCGCAAGGUACCCAUCAAUUAGCUUGGCUAUCGUGAUCGGUGUCAGUGAUGGUAAUCUCAGCAGUUGGGCGUCAUCAACUGAACCUGGGGAUGCACCGCCAACCACAUGA
This is a messenger RNA of Fraxinus pennsylvanica, 354 nucleotides long. NCBI's taxonomy places the organism in Eukaryota, Viridiplantae, Streptophyta, Magnoliopsida, Lamiales, Oleaceae. The record is from the annotation of a GenBank genome assembly.